Molecule: messenger RNA, 3861 nt
Organism: Leptidea sinapis
Lineage: Eukaryota; Metazoa; Arthropoda; Insecta; Lepidoptera; Pieridae
Product: zonadhesin
Exons: 19
Coding region: 520-3861 (1113 amino acids)
Biological process (GO): cell-matrix adhesion
Cellular component (GO): basement membrane; extracellular region
Molecular function (GO): serine-type endopeptidase inhibitor activity
Source: RefSeq, a predicted model, not a curated record
GAUAGUUUUAAGUUCUUUGCAGAUAUUGAGAAAAAUAAACAGCACAGAAAUAACAAUUCACUUUUAACAAAUAGCUUUAUCCUUUUUAAAUCUCCGCAUUGUGAAAGUAAGUCCCGAAGAUAAGCCUUCGAAGCUUUCAAUAAAAUCGAGCUAAAUCAGCUUAAACGAAACAUUUUGGAAACCGGUCUGAUCACUUUCGCAUUCGGAUGAGUCAGGGUUCAAUUUUUGGAUGCUUUCUCACCUGAUCACGGAUAUAUGCGACUUUCAACUGGAAAAUGGGAGCAUUGGUUUGCGUGGCCUUGUUUCCGAGCGUCAUUCAACCGAGUACCGACCGCCGAGUGCCGACUAUCGCUGUAGCCUAACCUAUACCGCAGUUGUACAUCGACUUUCGUACGCCGUGUACGUGAAAUUGGGUAAUUUCGGCGCGGAAUUCGCGAGUGAAGUGUUGUGUUUUUAUUUCGGAUACUUAUCAAUCUGGAGCGAUACGUUUCUGUGAGAUCUUGCGUGUGGAAUGCAACGAUGACGAUCACUGUGAAGACGGCGCUGCUCUGCGCUGUCUUGCUGUUGCUGCAGCAAGCAAGCGCCGAGCUUCACGGAAGAUGUCCGGCCCAAGAAAAUCCGUGCCCAUCCCGGGCGACGCCGUGCAGCACUGAUGAUGAGUGCGGGGAACAGGUGUGCUGCCAGACGUCCUGUGGACAAACCUGCGUGGAUCCCUUGUACACAGGUUGUGAAAACAUAAAACUGUCAUCUGAACGGAUUUCUCGAGCGUUGGCAGCGGAGAACAGCCGGUCUGGUCGAGGAGUGAAGUCACUGAGGUCGCCAAGAUGCAGGGUAUCAGACGGAGAAUUCGAGGAGAUACAGUGUGACAACGAGAUAGUCAGCUCAUGUUGGUGCGUCGACCCCGCGGGCUUCGAGGUUCCUGGUACUCGCGCACCAGCAGCGUCCCUCGUCAACUGCACCAGAACAGACCCCUGCGCGGCGCACACGUGCCGAAUGCUCUGCCCUCUUGGAUUCGAGCUGGACGAUAAAGGAUGUCCACUGUGCAAGUGUAGAGAUCCUUGCUCGAGUGUCACGUGUCCUGGCCAACUCUCCUGUCAGCUGGAGGAGACUCCGUGUCUGAGACCGCCGUGUCCACCGGUUCCCACUUGUAAAAGAGGUCGCAGUCUUCAAAAUGUGUGCCCAGUGGGAGAGCCACUCCUCAUAUCGGAGACGAGCCGGCCUUUCCUGUGCGGCACAGACCCAGGCAAACCCAACUGCCCACCCCUGUAUAGAUGUCUGGUCGAGUCAGGAAAUGACUACGGCGUGUGCUGCCCAGCUUCAUUAGAACUGCAGAAAGCUGGAACAUGCCCUGUUCCAACGGAAACUGACUGCGGGACACCAUGCGCUCACGACCUGGAGUGCCCUUCUAUGCAGAAAUGCUGCGACGGCGGAGAAUGCGGCCGGCAUUGCAUCCUGCCCCACAACGUUACGAUGUGUACCCAGCAAAAGAUGCUGGCGGAACUGCUUGUGAUCAGCGAAAGGGAAGGAAGAGGAUACGUGCCGCAGUGUACCAGGAAUGGGGAGUUUGUGGCUAAGCAGUGCUCUAGAAACGGAUUGGUUUGUUGGUGUGUAGAUACUGACGGUAAUAAACUGCGUGGUUCAAUGGGGCCAGCUGCAAAUGUAGAAUGCCAGGAGACUCCUCGGCCAGUCAGGACAGGGGGAAGAAGCAUGGCGUCAUGUGCCAGAGCUCUGUGCGCUGGAGUCUGCGAGUACGGAUACAAGAGUGGCACGGAUGGGUGCCCAAGCUGCGAAUGUGACGACCCUUGUGAAGGUUUUCCGUGCGAUGAAGACGAGGAGUGCGUGAGGGUUAGAGAAGCUGAUUGUACUGGGGAGCUGUGUACUGGAUAUCCUGUGUGCCGUCCCCGUGUUUCAUACGAGAACCCUUGUGAAGUCGGAGUACCAGCGACAGAUGAUGAAGGUUCUGUGGUCGCUUGCGGUUCAGAACAGGACUGUCCGGCAAAUCACAUCUGCUCCCUUACCAGACGAAGUGGCGGUUCCGUGUGUUGUCCAGAUGUUCUAGCUGAGAAUUCAACUGACAGUGAAGUUAUUGAAGUAAAAGAGAUCAAUUUCGAGACAUGUGGCACGGAAGCGGAAGCAAUGUGUGCACUAAAUUCAACAAUGAGCUGUUUGGACGGGAAUUGUGAGGAUGGCUGGCUAUGCUGCUCUACAUCCAACUGCGGACCCAUCUGCGUGGACUCAGACAAGUUGAGGCUCCAAGGAGACAGGGUUGACGACACACCCACCAUGUGUGAAUAUCUUCGCGAUUUCGACGAGAAGAUGGAAGGUACUGUGGAUGGCAUGAAGCUGGCGCUUCCAGCACCAACCUGCAAGAGUGACGGCUCCUUCACAGCCCGUCAGUGUGGGGCCGGCCGAUGCUGGUGUGUGGACUCCUUUGGCGCUGAGAUACCUGACACCAGAACCAACAGUUCUAACAUUGAUUGUGAAAAAAUCCGCUCGGAUCUCACCUGCCUAGACCUGACCUGCCGCAUGGGCUGUGACUACGGGUUCGAGAUUGGGUCGGACCGGUGUCCUACCUGCCGAUGCCGUGAUCCGUGCGCCGGAGUCACCUGCCCUGCCGGACGCGCCUGCGCACUCGUCGAUGUCGCCUGCGACUCGGAUUACUGUCCACCUGUACCUGCUUGUUUACCGCGUAAAGGAGGACAGUGUCCGUACUUGGUGCCGUGGACAGGUUCGUGCGAAUGGUCUUGCCGCUCUGACACGGAGUGCGGCGCUGAUCAGCGCUGCUGUGCCACUGGCUGUGGAACGGCCUGCGUCACGCCACUGCACCACACCGCAUGCGAACAUCGCAGAGCACUAGCGCUACACACUGCUGCUGAGAAUGGCAGUCCUCCUGUUUGGAGUUGGGUGCCAAAAUGUCACGAGGAUGGUUCAUAUGAGACAGUCCAGUGUAAAGGAUCAGACAAAACUUGCUGGUGUGUGGACAAGGCUGGAAAUGAGAUUCCCGGCACACGCGUAACCAACUCGACACCACCCUGCGAUGCUCCUAUAGAAUGCCCACCAGCCCAUUGCGAACAUGAUGACGCGUGUACUCACGGAAGGCAGAUGGACGCCUCAGGGUGUCCAACAUGCACCUGCAGAGAUCCUUGCGCCGAAGCCAAGUGCAGAGACGAUGAGACAUGCGAGCUUGUGCCUGUUGAUUGUGAGGGAGAGACAUGUCCCCCGCUGGCUCGUUGCACUCCUAAGCCGCAGUGUCCGACAGGGGUGCCACUGCAAGCCCCGGACGGGUCGGGGGCGCUACGAUGCGGGCCCCGCGCCGCGGCCUGUCCCUCCACACACGCGUGUCGCUUCGCCCCGCACGACUCAGCGCCCGCUCUGUGCUGUCCGAAACCACGAACGGUUUGCUUCGAAAGCAAGAACGAAGGCGAUUGUUCUGGCACCGGUGGUCUUAACGUGACUCGCUGGUUCUUCAACCGCGACAGGAACCGCUGCGAGAGAUUCAGAUACAACGGAUGUUCCGGCAACCACAAUAACUUCAUCACCAAAGAGGAAUGUAACUCCGUGUGUCCAGUGGAAGGUGCAACAGCAAAAUUGACCAAACCGAAGAUGGAAUCCCAAUCGAUCCAAGUUUUAGAAGAACUAAUACGACAAAUGACAGCGUAUAAAGUAGACGAACUGGAUGAUGACUACGACAGUGUAGAAGACGAACCACAAUCAACUGAAGUAACGGACGCUGUGCUGACUGAGGUUGUGGAGCCCAAGGUGCUCGAGGUGACGAAGAAGGAACCCAUCGAGCUCACGGAGAAGUUAGUUUUUAGGACUAAAUGCCAGAUGAUGCGAGAUGAGAUUCAGAAUGGUAAAUAG